Messenger RNA from Dermochelys coriacea (leatherback sea turtle), 2700 nucleotides. RefSeq names its product ring finger protein 150 (gene RNF150). Bases 495 to 1787 code for a protein of 430 amino acids. The record is from RefSeq and is a predicted model, not a curated record. NCBI's taxonomy places the organism in Eukaryota, Metazoa, Chordata, Testudines, Dermochelyidae. The transcript is spliced from 8 exons.
UGGCAUCACGCCAAAGCCCCUCCUGCACGCGCCUCCCCGAGUCAGCAUCUCCUCUGGCGAGCCGCCUGCACAGCUACCCGGCGAGGGGGUGGAGCGGGGGAGGGCGAGAAGCAGCCCCCCCGCCGCCCAGCUCCAUAUAGCAAGAACGCCUCCUCCUCAGCCGGCCGGAGCUCCCUUUUCAAGGGGAGCCCACAAGCUCCCGUACAGUUGCAACCACCCCCUGCCCCCGAAGGGCGAGGGAAGCGGCCGCAAAGCCGGGCAGGAGCCCGAGGGGGGAGGGGUGGAAAGGGAGAAGAGGGGGGAGAGAGCUGCGGAGCAAGGCGCUAAGAGGCAGGGAAAAGCCCCCCCGGUGAAAUGCAUUACAGCUGAGGUUACCCCCCCCCCCCGGAUCGCAGCCGCAGGAGCCGCCGCCGCCGCCGCCUCGCCCCGAGCAGGCUCCGGCGCUCGCUCGCACACGCAGCCGGGCCGGAGGCGAGGGGGGAGGCCGAGGAAGGAUGGCAGCGUCUCUGAGCCAGGCGUGCCGCAGCCUGGCCCUCUCAACAUGGCUGCUCUCCUUCUGCUUCGUGCAUCUGCUCUGCCUGGACUUCACGGUGGCCGAGAAAGAGGAGUGGUACACGGCCUUCGUGAACAUCACCUACGCCGAGCCGGCGGCCGGCAGCCCGCAGCUGCGCAGCGAGAAGAGCGAGUGCGGGCGCUACGGGGAGCACUCGCCCAAGCAGGACGCCCGGGGCCAGGUGGUGAUGACCGCCUCCGCCCACGACCGGCUGGCCUGCGACCCCCACGCCCGCUUCGCCGCCCCGGGCCCGGGCAGGAGCUGGGUCGCGCUGAUCCCCAGGGGCAACUGCACGUACAAGGAUAAGAUCCGGCACGCCGCCGCCCAGAACGCCUCGGCCGUGGUGAUCUUCAACGUGGGCUCCAGCAGCGCCAACGAGACCAUCACCAUGCCGCAUGCAGGUGUAGAAGAUGUAGUAGCAAUAAUGAUUCCUGAGCCUAAAGGAAAAGAGAUAGUGAGUCUGCUGGAGAGGAAUGUUACUGUGAUGAUGUAUAUAACAAUUGGAACACGCAACUUGCAGAAAUACGUCAGCCGUACCUCAGUGGUGUUUGUCUCCAUCUCCUUCAUCGUGUUGAUGAUCAUCUCCCUGGCGUGGCUGGUCUUCUAUUAUAUCCAGAGAUUCCGAUAUGCAAAUGCCAGAGACAGAAAUCAGCGCCGUCUUGGAGAUGCUGCAAAGAAAGCAAUCAGCAAGCUGCAGGUCAGAACAAUCAGGAAAGGUGACAAGGAAACUGAGCCAGAUUUUGAUAACUGUGCAGUUUGUAUUGAAGGUUACAAGCCCAAUGAUGUUGUCAGGAUCUUGCCAUGCAGGCAUCUUUUUCAUAAAUCUUGCGUAGACCCGUGGCUGCUAGAUCAUCGCACCUGCCCUAUGUGUAAAAUGAACAUUCUAAAAGCUCUAGGGAUUCCGCCAAAUGCGGAUUGCAUAGAUGAUAUACCUCCAGAUUUUGAAGCUUCCAUAGGAGGACCACCAACUAAUCAGAUUACAGGAGCUAGUGAUAUAACUGUGAAUGAAAGCUCUGUAGCUCUGGAUCCUCCUGUCCGGACUGUGGGAGUACUACAAGUCAUCCAGGAUGCAGAUCCUCUUCCCCAGGUUGGGGAGGGUAACUUCACAACAAGUAGUGAACAUGAGCCAGCAGUCAGCAGUGAUUCUGAUAUAUCAUUGAUUAUGGCGAUGGAGGUGGGACUGUCUGAUGUGGAGCUUUCCACUGACCAAGACUGCGAAGAGGUGAAAUCCUGAAAAACAAGCAGAAAACCCUACUAAACUAAAGGAGAAAGACCUGCAUAUCUUACUGAAAUGAUUUCCAGUUAGAAAACUGUAUUAUAAUAGUGAAAUAUUAAAAAUUAGAGCCUAAUCCUGCUUCUCAUACCUUCCUAAAAGCUGAAGCAGGGUCUGUUGUUCCUACACGCAAAAUGUCUCUCGUUUUGCUGAAGACCUACUAUGAUUAAGGUGUAUUUUGCAGUGAGCCGCCUUAGCUGGCUUUACAAUCCAUUUCUGCAGAACCUACAAUGUUUGUUGUAAUGGAAGUUACCCCUUCACCUCUGCAUUAAGAAAAUUUUCCAUCAUCCAAACAACCUCACUUUGAUAUGUGAAACAUCGAACGAAAAACCAUGAAGGAAUUACAUGGUGGUAUUUGCAUAGACAAUUUUUAAUUAAGCGUUCUUUGCUAGCUGUGAAUUGUCUGCCUAUACAAUGCAGUAGUGGUUUGUGAAGCAAGACAUUUUUCGAAGCUUCAUUUUCUGUAUAGUAUUGCAAAUGUAUUUCAAUUGUUAGGUAAGUCUUUGCUAUUAUUUUAUUAUGCAUACAUCUCCCCCUUCAAUGCACUUUAUAUCUCUUGAAAAAUACGGGAGUCAGAACUAUCAUCUUUAAAGGGAUUUGCCUGAAAUCAAGAGGCACAAACUUUUAUUUUGCUGUAGUGUAUAUACUGUAAAUGCUCAAGAGCAUAGACAGUGGCUCAGUUGAGGGCAAUGCUGAAAUGUUAAGGCUGAUAUUUGGAAACAUUAUUCAGUAGUACCUGGCUAUUUUUGUGAGAGGGUUAUAAUGUAAAUAUGUGAAACUCUGUUAUGUACUAGUUAAAUAUUGCAGCUAUAAAAGUUAAGAUUGUGAAUACUAAGAAAUUUUAUUGCGACUUUUUUAAUAAAAGUGGAUCUGA